UGUAAGAUGGCGACGCAUCACAGGCAGAAUGCAGCGGGGCGCAGGAAAGUGCAGGUGUCAUAUGUGAUCAGAGAUGAAGUGGAGAAAUAUAAUCGUAAUGGAGUCAAUGCACUACAGCUGGAUCCAGCUCUUAACCGGCUCUUCACGGCCGGGCGAGACUCCAUUAUUAGGAUAUGGAGCGUCAACCAGCACAAGCAGGAUCCUUACAUUGCAUCAAUGGAGCAUCACACAGACUGGGUGAAUGACAUCGUCCUCUGCUGCAAUGGAAAGACAUUGAUUUCAGCAUCAUCAGACACUACAGUGAAGGUCUGGAACGCACAUAAGGGCUUCUGUAUGUCAACACUGCGAACGCACAAGGACUAUGUUAAAGCGUUAGCGUAUGCUAAAGACAAAGAGCUGGUGGCUUCAGCCGGGCUGGACAGACAGAUCUUCCUCUGGGAUGUGAACACACUGACAGCGCUGACCGCAUCCAAUAACACUGUCACUACAUCUUCUCUCAGCGGGAACAAGGACUCCAUUUACAGUUUGGCCAUGAAUCAGAUGGGGACGGUUAUAGUUUCGGGAUCCACUGAAAAGGUUCUGAGAGUGUGGGAUCCACGAACCUGUGCCAAACUCAUGAAACUGAAGGGACACACAGACAACGUCAAAUCCUUGCUGCUCAACAGAGACGGCACUCAGUGUCUGUCAGGCAGUUCAGACGGGACGAUCCGGCUCUGGUCUUUGGGUCAGCAGCGGUGCAUCGCCACCUACCGCGUCCAUGAUGAAGGCGUGUGGGCUCUGCAGGUUAACGAGGCCUUCACACACGUUUACUCCGGCGGACGCGACCGCAAAAUAUACUGCACUGACCUGCGCAAUCCUGACAUACGGGUGCUCGUCUGCGAAGAGAAAGCACCGGUCCUGAAGAUGGAGCUGGACCGGUCAGCAGAUCCACACAACGCCAUCUGGGUUUCCACCACAAAGUCCACAGUGAACAAAUGGUCUCUGAAGGGUAUCCAUAAUUUCCGAGCGUCUGGAGAUUAUGAUAAUGACUGCAGUGCUCCACUGACGCCGCUCUGCACACAGCCUGAGCAGGUCAUCAAAGGUGGCGCCAGUAUAAUUCAGUGCCACAUUCUGAAUGACAAGAGACACAUUCUGACCAAAGACACCAAUAAUAAUGUGGCAUACUGGGAUGUGCUGAAGGCCUGUAAAGUUGAAGAUUUGGGCAAGAUGGAGUUUGAUGAGGAGAUCAAGAAGCGCUUCAAGAUGGUUUAUGUGCCCAACUGGUUUUCAGUGGACCUGAAGACUGGGAUGUUGACUAUAACGCUGGACGAAAGCGACUGUUUUGCAGCCUGGGUUUCUGCUAAAGAUGCUGGAUUCAGCAGUCCUGACGGAUCCGACCCCAAAUUGAAUCUGGGUGGGCUGCUGCUUCAGGCUCUGCUCGAGUUUUGGCCACGCACACACAUAAACCCUAUGGAUGAGGAGACCGAACUCAACCACAGCAGUGUGAACGGUGAACAUGAGAGUCGAAUACAGAAGGGAAACGGAUAUUUCCAGGUUCCUCCACACACACCGGUGAUAUUCGGGGAAGCAGGAGGAAGGACGUUAUUUAGACUGUUGUGUCGAGACUCUGGUGGAGAAACAGAGUCUAUGCUGCUGAAUGAGACUGUGCCGCAGUGGGUCAUCGACAUCACUGUAGACAAAAACAUGCCCAAAUUCAACAAAAUCCCCUUCUACCUCCAGCCACAUUCAUCCUCUGGUGCGAAGACACUGAAGAAGGACCGUCUGUCAGCGAGUGAUAUGCUGCAGGUGAGGAAGGUGAUGGAGCAUGUGUAUGAGAAGAUCAUUAAUCUGGACAGCGAGUCUCAGACUGGAGGAUCUGCAGCAGAAAAGCCCAGCGAGCAGAAGGAGGACGAGGAGAUGGCGGUGCAGGCCGAGGAGAAGAUCGAGCUGCUCUGCCAGGAUCAGGUUUUGGACCCCAACAUGGACCUGCGAACAGUGAAGCACUUCAUCUGGAAGAGCGGCGGUGACCUGACGCUUCACUACCGGCAGAAAUCAACGUGAAACUCUCAUGCAUACACACUUCCAUUAAAAAGCACACUCACCCGCACUCACGCUUCAGUCUGGAGAUGUGAGGAGAAACGCUGGACAAACGCAGAAACACUCUUUCAGUUUCUACUUUAUUUUUGUUUUUCUCUCAUUUCACAUUCCAGUGAUGUGUUUGUUGCCAAUGACGUCUUCAGAUCUGCGGAACUGCUUUAAAAAAACAACCGUGAGUCUUGAAGGAGCACUGAAGAACUCCGUUUCCCAUGAUGCAUCUCUCUCACUGACGUGCUGUGGUCAUCAGUGCAUCCAUUCUGUACAUAUACUGUAAUUAUUUUGUAGUCCAGUUGGAGCGUAGGAGGUUUUUAUUUACCUUUUCUGUUUUUAAGAAAACGUACGGUGUCUACAAAAAGGUGCUUAUUCAUGUCAAAUAUGAGGAUUCGUAACGUCAUAAAGUAGGAUUAAUUCAUGCAAACAAAAAAAUGCAUGUAUGAAAAUAUGAGGACGAGUUUAAGUAGUGCUGUCAAAUGAUUAAUCACAGUCGAAAUAAAAGGUUGUGUUUAUUUAGAGCAGGGGUCACCAAUCUCGGUCCUGGAGGGCCGGUGUCCCUCCAGGGUUUAGCUCCAACUUGCCUCAAAACACCAGCCUGGGUGUU
Danio aesculapii is the source of this 2674-nucleotide messenger RNA. It is a transcript of the gene wdr48a, whose product is annotated as WD repeat domain 48a. Bases 7 to 2040 code for a protein of 677 amino acids. The record is from RefSeq and is a predicted model, not a curated record. Lineage: Eukaryota; Metazoa; Chordata; Actinopteri; Cypriniformes; Danionidae. The transcript is spliced from 19 exons. Gene Ontology annotation, molecular function: ubiquitin binding. Gene Ontology annotation, biological process: protein deubiquitination; double-strand break repair via homologous recombination.